CAAAGCUUUUUGAUCGAUCUCUCAUCUCUCUGGUCCGCGACCCGAACGCGCGCGCACUACGCGCCUUCUCCUUCGAUUCUUUGCGAGCCUAGCCAUUCAAUCCCCCCUCCCUCUCUUCGCGCCAUGGACGGCGACGCGACGGGCUUCAUCUCGCCGGAGAUCCGCGACGCGCUGGCCAAGGUGGCCGUGUUCGUGCUCGUGCAGGGGCUGGUCUACCUCAUCCUCCGCAACUCGUCGAGCGUCUUCUCCAAGGACAGCAAGCUGAGGUCCAUGAGCUUCCGGUCGAUGCGCUCCAUGAGCGUCAGGCGGGUGCUGGCGCCGCUCUCCGACGUCCCCGUCGGCACCGACGAGCCCUCGCCGUCGCCGUCGCCUUCGCCGUCGUCCUUGUCGCGCCUCUGGGCCAGCCGCCGUGAGGAUUGAUUCGCUUGAAAGCUUUAAGCGGUUAGUGCUAGCUUCUGGGCUCUAACCGCUAGGUAGUUUGGUUGUUCUGAUUUCUGAGCAUACCUGGAUUGUCAGUUGGUUUGUGAUUGGUGGAAAUGGGAAUUGAGCUCUGCAAAGGAAGCAUACUAGAGUAAAUCUUGUAGAUAUAUAUAUAUGUUGAUUGGAUGAGAUUAAACUGAA
This is a messenger RNA of Oryza brachyantha (malo sina), 621 nucleotides long. RefSeq lists its product as uncharacterized. Lineage: Eukaryota; Viridiplantae; Streptophyta; Magnoliopsida; Poales; Poaceae. The coding region runs from base 124 to 420 and encodes 98 amino acids. The transcript has a single exon. The record is from RefSeq and is a predicted model, not a curated record.